Messenger RNA from Acanthoscelides obtectus, 901 nucleotides. Lineage: Eukaryota; Metazoa; Arthropoda; Insecta; Coleoptera; Chrysomelidae. The record is from the annotation of a GenBank genome assembly.
UGUUAGAUUGCAUGAAUCACUUCAUUUAGUCAUUGAUGCAGUAUACCGAAUCCGAAGCAACGCGUUGAAUACGCGGUUAUUUGCGCAGUUGUGUGAAGAAAAUGUCGAACACUUUCAUCAAUUACUCCUUCACACUGAAGUACGCUGGCUGUCGAAAGGCUUAUGUUUGACAAGAUUUUUUGCACUUUCUGAGACUAUUUUAGAAUUUCUGGAUACUAAAGAUAAAAUUUUAAAAGAAAAUUUAACGAAGAGGAAAACAGACAUCGCCUAUUUAACAGAUUUGUUUACAAAAUUUAAUAUGGUUAAUUUGCAAUUAUAAGGCGACAGUUUAAAUUUGAUCAAAACAAAGUCCAUCUUAUCAGCGUUUCUUGCCAGAGUUAAACUAAUGAAGCAAAAUAUUGGACGGGACGAAUUUUCUCAGUUCCCCAAUUUGUCACAGACAAGCUGCCAGGAAGACGACGUUUCAACUUACGUAGAACAUUUAAAUGCCCUCUAUUCAGAUUUUGAAUCUAGGUUUGAGGAUAUUUUGACUAUGGUAAUACCACCGUGGAUAAUUAAUCCAUAUGGUGACAUAGAAGAAACGAAUGUCAUAAUACAAGAGGAACUGACUGAACUAAGUACAAACGAAGAACUUAAGGUUCAGUUUAAAAACGGAUAUCAGCAAUUCUGGCUGCAAAACAACAUUCCCGUUACUUAUCCCAAUAUCGCGAGGAAAUUUUUAAUUUCCUUUCCAUCGUCAUACCUAGUGGAAAGGGGGUUCAGCGCUGUUACCAAUCUCCUAACGAAAAAAAGAAACAGACUGGACAUCGUUAGCCGAGGAGAUUUAAGAUUAACCCUUACAAAAUUGACGCCAAAUGUUGAUAAUUUAUUAUUAAAGCAUCAGGUUCAUCCUUCUCACUAA